This is a messenger RNA of Jatropha curcas, 1230 nucleotides long. The record is from RefSeq and is a predicted model, not a curated record. NCBI's taxonomy places the organism in Eukaryota, Viridiplantae, Streptophyta, Magnoliopsida, Malpighiales, Euphorbiaceae.
AUGGGUUCUGUGCGUGUUUGCGAGAAAUUGCAGAUCGCAGAUGGCGAACUAUGGGGUGGCUGGAAUUACAGGGAUGAGUCGGAGUUUAUUCAAGAUAUUGUUGAAGACAUACUCAGCCAAUUGAGAAGAUCAAGUCAUAGCAUUGCCAAGGAUUUUGUGGGAAUGGAGUCUAGGUUGGAGAAAAUAAAUGAUUAUCUAGAUUUAGGGAACUUGAGUAAAGUUAAAACUAUAGGAAUAUGUGGGAUGGGUGGAAUAGGUAAAACAACUAUUUCUAGUGUUGUUUACAAGGAUAUUUAUUGUCAAUUUGAAGGGAGUUGUUUUCUUGAAAAUGUUAGAGAAUCUUCUGAAAAAUAUGGUAUAGUUUCUUUACAGAAUCAACUUCUAUCUGCAACAUUGAUGGAUAAAGACAUACAAAUAUAUGAUGCUUAUAGAGGAACUGACGAAAUAAGAAAUAGGUUGUGUCGUAAAAAGAUUUUAGCCAUUCUUGAUGAUGUUGAUCAGGUGGAGCAAUUAGAGUUUUUGAUUGGAAAAAAGGAUGAACAUCGGUUUGGUAUUGGAAGUAGGAUCAUCAUAACCACAAGAGAUGAACAUAUCUUGAAAAAACAUGGAGCAGAUGAAAUAUACAGAGUUGAGGAGUUAAGUCAGGAUGAUGCCUUUAAACUCUUUUGCUCAAAGGCCUUCAAGAAUAAUCAACACAAGGAGGAAUAUGUGGAGCUUUGUAACGAUUUUGUAAAAUAUGCCAAUGGCCUCCCUUUAGCUCUUACUAUUAUAGGUUCCUCUUUGUGUGAUAAAUCUGCGAGGGAAUGGAACAGCACAUUAGACAGACUAAAAGAAAUUCCAAAUGAAAAAAUUCUGAGCAAGCUUCAAUUGAGUUAUGAUGUGCUUGAUGAAGUAUCAAGAAAAAUAUUCCUUGAUAUUGCAUGUUUCUUCAAAGGAAUGAAGAAAGAAUAUGUGAUAAAAGUACUAGAAAGCUGUGGAUUCUUCCCAGAAAGCGGAAUAGGAGAACUCAUCGAUAAAUCUCUCAUAACUAUACUAAGUGGAUAUUUGCGGAUGCAUGAUUUGGUUCAAGAGAUGGGAAGAGAAAUUGUUCGUAAAGAAUCUCGCGAAGACCCAAGCCUACGUAGUAGAAUAUGGCUUGACAAGGAUCUCUAUCACGUUCAAGUAAAGGACAUGAAAACAGAACAAGUUAAGGCUAUAGUCCUGCAUUCUUGGAAACAAGAAGAGCAAUAG